Molecule: messenger RNA, 1897 nt
Organism: Macrosteles quadrilineatus (aster leafhopper)
Lineage: Eukaryota; Metazoa; Arthropoda; Insecta; Hemiptera; Cicadellidae
Exons: 8
Coding region: 158-1888 (576 amino acids)
Biological process (GO): endonucleolytic cleavage in ITS1 to separate SSU-rRNA from 5.8S rRNA and LSU-rRNA from tricistronic rRNA transcript (SSU-rRNA, 5.8S rRNA, LSU-rRNA); ribosomal small subunit export from nucleus; endonucleolytic cleavage to generate mature 5'-end of SSU-rRNA from (SSU-rRNA, 5.8S rRNA, LSU-rRNA)
Cellular component (GO): preribosome, small subunit precursor; 90S preribosome; nucleolus
Molecular function (GO): RNA binding
Source: RefSeq, a predicted model, not a curated record
ACUACUGCUACUGCUACUCGUGCGUGUGUCGCUUGAUUCUUGAUUCGUGUUUAAACAUUGUUUUGUUUGAGGUUAAUUUUGAAGUACAUUCAAAGACUCGUCAACGAAUUAUCUAUUACUUUAUUAGUUAUUACGAGAUUUUAGCGGUUUUAAAAACAUGAACCCUGACAGCAACAGCGAAUCUAAGCAAACAUUCAAGCGGAAAAAACAGCGCUCCUUCAUUACAAAAGUCAAGAAGAGAUUUAAAUCCGGAAAUUUUUGCAAAGGAGUGAGAGUAGAUUCUGUAGAACAUGAUUACUUUGUAAGAAUCUUUGAAUUAGAUAGAAACUUCAAUGGAUCAACUGAAGAAAAAAAGGUUUUUGCCAACAAUGCGCUGGCUCAAACAGAAGGAAAAGAAGUUAACUACUCAUCAAAUCAACUCAUCUCCAGGGUUAUUGAAAAUCUUCUUCCCCUUGCUUCUGAUUCUGCUCUGGAACGGUUUUUUGAUGCUUUUGCCUCCAACUUGCGACCAAUCUGUGUUCAUGAAUUCGCCAGUCAUGUGUUGCAAACAGUGAUGAUUGUAGCUGCCCAACACUCUCAGGAAGUCUCUGAUGAUGACUCUAAACACCAAACCAAGUGUCAAAUAUGGUUGGAUAAAGUAGCCAGGUUUUUGCUGAACAACAUAGAAGAAUUUAUGUCGGACAGUUUUGCAAACCCAUGUCUCCGGACUGCCAUGUUUUGUUUGGCCGGGGUUCCACAAUUGGAUAAACAUUUCAAGAAAGAAGAAGAAUCCAGCAUAGAAUCCAAAAUAACGUCGGCUAAAGUAUCGGACGAGUUUUUAGAGCUGUUGGCGGAAUUUUACACUCGUAUUUCUAAAUGGCCUCAAUUUAAAAGCAAAGAUUUUUUGGAAAACCACCUAUCGUCCGGCUACAUACAAGCGCUUCUCCAAGUUUUAAAAGCCGCAGGACAGAAACAUUUGUACAAACAGUUGUUCACUCAGAUCUUGAAUGAUUGCUUCCCCAACGGAAUGUCAGCAAUGUCGCCUAGUAUGUUGGCAGUUCUAGAAGUUAUGAUUGGCCACAGCAAGCCCAAACCUCUACGAACACUAUACAAGAAGGUUCUCCAGCCGCGGCUCGUAGAAAUGUCAUCAGCCCAGAUCGGCAACAUUGCUAUUCAGAAGUUUAUCAGUAGUUGUUCUGAUUCAGAACUGUUUACCGAAGUGAUGGACCAGUUGAGACCACAUUUUUCUUCAGUCAAUAAAAAUGUCCUCGUCAGUUUGGCUGUGGGCUGCAGAAGACUACAAACAGGUCAAUCAUACUUUGUACAGUCCCUUCUGAAGAUGUUGAACUGUGAUAAUGCGAGUGGUGAUCAGAAGCAGUUGGUGUCGGCUGUGUUGUCUCUGCAGCCUUUACCUCAUGAUAAGCCCACAACACCCACGAGGCCCGGGUCUCAGGUCCUGCAGGCAAUGUUGCACUUCCAGAAGCCGAUCAAGUUUGUCAACUCUCUCCUAGCCCAUGAACCAGCAGAGUUGGCAGUUGUACUGUCCUCCAUCUAUGGAUCUUUUAUCACCAAAGACUUCCUGCAGUCUGAGCUCAUAUCAGAAAAGAACAAACAGAAACUAAUAAAGAAACUUCUGGGUCACUAUGUGGAACUGGCACAGACCAAGUUUGGGUCUCGCAGUUUUGACGACUUGUGGAAGGCAGCUGACGACAAGAACAAAGUGGCGAUUGUGAAGGACUUGGCUCCAUCGCACUCUCAACUGCUAGCCUCUCACACGGGGCAGUUUGUAGCUACCAAGGUGUACCUGGCGGAGUUCAAGAACCUGGGUGUCGACGAGUGGACCAAGAGAGUCAAGAGGCAACAGUCAGCUCAGAAGCUGUUCUCGCCUUUGAUUGGUAAUGUUAAAUAAAACUUUUUG